GUCUCUUAUUUUCUCGUCGUGGCUUUCUUCUUGCCUUUCGACCAUCGUGACAGCGGUGGCUAUUUAUCGUUUCAUUCAGCUAUUGUUUUGCUAUUUAUUGGGUUAAACCCGUGUUAAUUUACGUUUAAUAACAGUUGGUGAUGUGCUGAAGGUAAAGUGUGAAAUCCGAAGCUGCUCAGUGAGCUUUUGUCGUGUUUGCUUUGUUACGUCAACAUUAAACACGCAAACAGAAGCCAACCAACAACGGGGGCGUAGUCUCCAGCAGACGCAAAGCACAGACCAACAUGGACCAUCAUAUUUCAGACUUCCACCGAAGUUCAAACUCGCUAGAUUCAGACUCCAAAUCCAGUUCGCUCAACUCGAAACACGGCAUGGACACAAUCGUGGCUAACGAAUCGCCGUUUACCUACUUGUCGGGAGAGAACAUGCAGGAUAUUAAAACCGAUGUCUCGUACAUCUGUCCCUACAGUGGACCCGUUGUCGGAACAUUAACAAUUACAAACUAUAGAUUGCACUUUCGGUCGCAGCCCGCUAGCGAUAAGGAUCCGGUUGUAAUUGUAGACUGCUCAUUGGGAGCGGUGAGCCGAAUAGAGAAGGUCGGCGGAGCGAGCUCAAGGGGUGAGAACUCGUAUGGGAUCGACAUUUUCUGCAAAGAUAUGCGCAAUCUUCGAUUCGCCCACAAGCAGGAAAAUCAUUCCAGACGGACGGUUUUUGAAAAAUUGCAGCUGUACGCAUUUCCGCUGGCCAAUAAUGGGCAACUGUUUGCAUUCAACUAUAAGGAAAAGUUUCCCGAGGACGGUUGGAAUGUGUACGAACCAGUGGCGGAACUUCGCCGGAUGGGUGUGAACAGUGCUAAUAAUGAUACUUGGCGGAUUACAAGAAUCAACGAGAAGUAUGAAAUUUGCGAUAGCUAUCCUUCUGUUUGGGCCGUUCCGAAAUCGGCUAAGGAUGACAUACUGAAGCAAGUUGCUAACUUUAGAUCUCGAUAUCGUCUUCCCGUGCUGUGCUGGAUUCAUCCGAAAUCGUUGGCGACGAUUACACGCUGCUCGCAACCUUUGGUUGGGGUGAGCGGUAAACGGAAUGAUGCCGAUGAAACUUACAUCAAUUAUAUAAUGGAAGCGAACGCCCAAUCGGAUAAGUUGUCCAUUUUCGAUGCUAGACCCAAUGCCAAUGCAAUUGCAAAUAAAGCGAAAGGUGGCGGCUACGAAUCCGAAGAUGCGUACAAAAAUGUCGAGUUGACGUUUCUUGACAUUCACAACAUCCAUGUUAUGCGUGAAAGUUUACGAAAAUUGAAGGAAAUUUGUUUUCCUGCUAGCGAUGAUCAGAAAUGGCUGUCGGCGGUAGACAGCACACUUUGGUUGAAGCAUAUAAAGUGUAUUUUGGCCGGAGCGGUUCGAAUCGUUGAUAGAAUAGAGAACAUGCGCAUGUCGGUGGUUGUGCACUGCUCGGACGGAUGGGACCGCACCUCCCAAUUGACUGCCUUAGCUAUGCUUCUGCUGGAUCCUUACUAUAGGACUUUAAAAGGUUUUGAAGUAUUAAUUGAAAAGGAAUGGCUUAGUUUUGGUCAUAAAUUCGAACAGAGAAUUGGCCAUGGUGAUAAUCACCACUCGGAUGCCGAUCGGUCCCCGGUGUUCUUACAGUUUAUUGACUGUGUGUGGCAGAUAACGAAACAAUUCCCACACGCAUUGGAAUUCAACGAAUAUUUUCUCAUAACCGUUCUGGAUCAUCUGUACUCGUGCCGCUUUGGAACUUUUCUAUAUAACACGGAACGAGAACGGGUACAAAAUGAUUUAAAAACUCGCACCGUCUCGUUGUGGUCUUUCAUAAAUUCCUCCCAUGAGCAGUAUCGCAACCCACUGUACGGCGGCCGUAAUACGGCAAUCCAGCCGGUGCUGAAACCGGUGGUCAGUAUGCGACACAUUCGUCUCUGGAAAGGGCUGUACUGUCGGUGGAAUCCGAGCAUGCGACAGCAGGAUCCUAUUUAUCAGCGAACCCGGGAACUGUUAGCCAUGCAGGAUCAGCUGCUCAAACAGGUGGAAGACUGUCGGCAGGAGAAAAACCAAAGGACGCAUACACAAAAUAGACUAACUUCGCCGCUGCAUUAGGGCUGUUGAGUGUGCAUUUCGAAUAUUGUUAGCGUGCAGGUGAGAGUUCAGUAUACAUCAGUUGGAAAGUACUAUUUUGCACCGCGAAUAAAAUGAAGUGAUUAGUAAACAAAAGUUUAUAAUGGCUCAGUAUGUUCACCUCUUUUUUAUGUUUUGUUUAAGCUAACUUAGAAUACUAAUCUGAUUUUCGGUUUGAAUAGAGCCAUAAUGCAGAAAAGAUAUAUUCGUUUAAGACGUGAUUAAUGUCUAUACUUCAACUAACGCUACUGUAUGUCACUGCAUGCAAGUAAUUACAUUAUUAUUUUUAGAAGAAAGUUGUGCCUGAGACACAACCGAAUUUUUGACGAAAGGCUGACUGUUGGCUAGAUACCAUGAUAAUUGUCUUUGUUACUUUAGAAGCAUAAAGUUGUGCACCAAAUAGCUACUAGCGAAAGAAUCGUUUGGUGCUUUGCAUAGCAAAUCAUAGUUUGCUGGUUUUGGUUCCUGGGCAGAGCGGAUUCUAUUUUCAAAAAUUGAUUCGUCCUGAAAGAUGGUUUAUUUUUUGUAAUGUGGAUGGUGAAGUAUUUAUAUAUUACAAUGCGACACCACUGCGAGCACUCCUUCAUAAUAAAAGUCAUGAAAUGUUAAAGUAAGAUGACUCCAGGUUUUGUACAGCUAUUAAUUACAUUUUCUUUAUUAAAAUAUCAAAUCGACGAUUUCUUGGUGAAAGCUGAUGAGCUCUUUUUGUUAAAUUGUUAAAUUCAGCCUAUGCUGCUGUCUGCUACCAGUGCAUGGUAAUGCAAAGUAAAACAUAGAUUAAUGGUGUAACAUUGUAUGGUCUUUGCUGGGAGUGUUAAAAAUGGUUUAUUUUUUCCCGAAUUCAUAAUGACGUGAUGACAAACAAUGUCUUGUUAUUGGCAUCAAUAACAAAAAUACGAAUCGAUUGGUGCAUAAUUCUCGAUAAUGAAGUCAUUUUUCGACUACAGAGCUGCUUAAAUUCACAUUUUUCAUUAAAACCCCGCAGAAAGAAGAUAUAAAUCAUCCAAAUCACACAAAAGAGCAGAUGUCAUUUCUUAGAGUUUAUUUAAAUUUUUUACUGAGCUUGCUAAGUAGUUAUUGACGGUUUUGUUUCAUUUAUAUGUCGGCUAUAAGUAUGACCUCUGCAUUCAAACAACGCAUGAAACACCUGAUUUUAGUCAUACCAAGCUUAAGUACUGCUAGAUUUAAGUCCAAAUAUGUAUUAUCUCAGCCUAUCGGUAAUUCUAUACUAUAUUUAUCUUCGAACAAAAGUACAUAAUAAAACAAUAGAAUGUUUCUCAUCA
This is a messenger RNA of Wyeomyia smithii (pitcher-plant mosquito), 3406 nucleotides long. It is a transcript of the gene mtm, whose product is annotated as myotubularin-related protein 2. The transcript is spliced from 5 exons. The coding region runs from base 285 to 2105 and encodes 606 amino acids. Gene Ontology annotation, molecular function: phosphatidylinositol-3,5-bisphosphate 3-phosphatase activity. Lineage: Eukaryota; Metazoa; Arthropoda; Insecta; Diptera; Culicidae. Gene Ontology annotation, biological process: dephosphorylation. The record is from RefSeq and is a predicted model, not a curated record.